This is a messenger RNA of Venustampulla echinocandica, 1020 nucleotides long. RefSeq lists its product as uncharacterized. Lineage: Eukaryota; Fungi; Ascomycota; Leotiomycetes; Helotiales; Pleuroascaceae. The record is from RefSeq and is a predicted model, not a curated record. The transcript is spliced from 3 exons. Gene Ontology annotation, biological process: U6 snRNA 3'-end processing. Gene Ontology annotation, cellular component: nucleus. Gene Ontology annotation, molecular function: 3'-5'-RNA exonuclease activity. The coding region runs from base 1 to 1020 and encodes 339 amino acids.
AUGGCCCUGGUCGACUAUGCUUCAUCCGGUGAAGAUGACGAACUGGAGGUGGCCCAGACAUCCAUAACCACUGAUGAAUCUCCUUCUAUUCCCAACUCUAAGCGCAAACGGGAGGACGAUGCCGGGGGUAUCCUCGACCUCCCUCCUCUGCCCUCCAGAUUUCAUGACCUGUAUGCGUCGACCACUCGCAUUAGUACGCGGGAUAAUCCGGAUUUGCAUGGUGGGAGAAGGAGAGCGGUUCCCCACAUCGAGGGUAACUGGCCGACUCAUAUUUACAUCGAGUGGUAUCCUUCUACUACAGAAUAUACAUCACUGGAAAAGUUAAUAUCAACUGUGAAAGACGGAUUGCCAAGCGGAGACGACAUUUUGAAAAUACACUCCUUCUUGACCAGCGAUUUAGGGGCUCCCUUACCCCUUCAUGUCAGCCUUUCACGCCCGGUAGGGUUUGCCACAGAACAGAAAGACAGUUUCGUUAAUUCUCUAGAACGAGCUAUUAAGUCUUCUGGCAUUCGCCCCUUCAACACUGCAUUCUCUAGUCUCGACUGGGUUGCCAAUUUCGAAAAUACUCGAUGGUUCCUUGUCAAAAGACUUGAGAAGCCUUCUUCUGAUGGCUUAAAUAAAUUGCUCCAUGUAAGCAACACGGUUGUUCAGGAAUAUGGCCAACCUCCUCUUUACACGAAGCCUUCACCUGUCACAAACCAUAUUGGUACGUCAAAGGGCUCCAGCGAAUCUAGUAAAUCUCGCCAUAAGCGAAUAAGUCCCGGUACUGCACCGCUGAAUCAUAACUGGAGUCAUAUGGAGGACUUUACAGAUGCUUUUCACAUUAGCAUAGCCUGGACUCUUGGAGCCCCGAACCAGGAGCUUUUGGAUUUGACAGCCUCCGCUGCAACGGAUUAUUUAAAAGAUAUCUCCCAGAUUUCGAUUAAGAUCAGCGAAAUCAAGGCAAAGGUUGGCAAUGCUGUCACGAAUUUGCCUCUGCGGACGAAUAUAGUCGAAGGCAAGAGUCUGUUUGGAUUUUGA